AUGCCCAAUAUACACUUGUUCGUCUCACUCUUGCUCGCGACAACUAUAUCUCAUGCUGGUAAGUCAUUAAGGCAUAUUAUAACCCUGUCCCUUGUUCACCUCUCCCGCACCCCCUCGCCACCUCUCCACCCGCCCCCCCCCCCAAAAAAGAAAUUUGCAUAACAUUGUUCCGAGCGUUUACACAUGACGUCACAGCGGCCAUGUUGGUGUUCCAAACCAAUCCAGUGGUAGUUGAACGCUUUCUUUUGUUCCAAUAAUUUUGCAUUGAUACUAAUCAUGUGAGUGAAAAGGCUUUAUCAUAGUCGUCCCAAGAGAAAUUGAAGACAAUGCCUAUGUCACGAGGAGCCGCAAGCGGUGAUACUUUUGCACGGCAUCUGGCGGCACAUCAAAGAAUUUGGAAUUGAAGGGCAAAUUCCAAGAAUAUCUUCGCCAGUUAAGCUAGAGAAAAGGUGUUAAAGGGACAGUGUCCCAAUUAUGCGCACGCGCGAGCGUCAUCUGUUUUUUUCUUCAAAAGACAAUAGAACUGUCAUAUUGACUCGAUAAGAUUUCCUUCCGGACCGCACCGCCGACAGAGAUUUGUUGUUUAUAUUCUCAAGUAAUAUUUUAGACUUUCAAAGAAGUCUUUCGUCUUAUAUAAAAAUUUGGCUCGCGGUUCGAAGACUUAUCGCGAUUUUAUCGCUAGCUGGGCCGCCUCGCGACCCGAAAAUCUCGUUCCGCUCGCUUUAAAAACAUAUUUUCUAAUUUGAAACUCGUGUCAGAGGUCAGUUGUUCCAAGUCUAGUAAUAUCUGCCUGAUUUGCUCGCGUUCUAGCCUCAAACGUUUGAAAGACAUAAAUAAAAAUGCAAUCUCAACGCUAUGAAUCAUUAGAAAGGUUAGUCAAAAAUUAUAUUAUGAUUUCAUGGCACUAGUUUUUCUAAACAUGUAGCGCCUGUUUGUUUGAUUUUGUCGGCCGUUAGGGAGAUUCAUUUAAAAACGUUUACUAACGCGUCGUUGCAAAACAUCCUGCUUCACGAUGCUCCCCUCCACAAGAUCUCCUCAGUCACAUCAAUGUCUCAAUGGUUUCUUUCUUACAGUCUUUAUUGUUGCCGUUUCAUUUCUGCGUAUUCCUUUCACAAUUAUCUGAGCUUGUAUGGAAGCUAGCAGAAGAAAUAAGCCUUCAAUCGGCAUCAAAGUGCUUCCAAUCUUUUGGUCCUCCGGCCAACGGCAAUAAAAGUAACGCCAAAAAUCCAGAUUUUGCCCAAAUCGAAACUUAACAGGAAAAAUAUAUCAUUGAUCUGUAAUCCUGAGAAGUUUUAGUGUCGUAUUGAACCCGGUCAAGUGCGAUGCAAACGGAUUUUUCAAGGUUCUCUUACUCUCCUCGCAUCUUUGACGGACAUCUACAAAACUUCAGCUUAUUUCACUCCUUGACAUUGUCAAAGCGCAUUUUGUAAAGAUAACUUUUUCCGCUUUAUCAGCUUUUUUUAUAUUCUAUUCCAUUAAUGUUGAACGUCCCUCAAAAAGCCAAAUAAUACAAUUAAAUGCUGUUGUUAAAAAAAGCGUUUUACCUGUUUUCGUGAAUUCGCUACCCAAAGAUCACUAUGCUCAAAGGACAGGGCAAAAUUUCCAGGAGAGAGGCAUUAAUUUUUUUUCCCACGAGGUUACAAAGAGAAAAUGCAAUGGUGAUUAUUAAUGUAACCAUCAGGUAUACUCUACCCAUUUACGGACAGCAAAUGCAGUGAUUAUUAUUAAUGUAACCAUCAGGUAUGUUCUACCCACGAGGUUACAAAGAGAAAAUGCAAUGAUUAUUAUUAACGUAACCUUCCGGUAUGUUCUACCCACGAGGUUACAGAGAGCAAAUGCAGUGAUUAUUAUUAAAUGUAACCGUCAGGUAUAUUCUACCCACGAGGUUACAAAGAGAAAAUGCAAUGAUUGUUAUUAACGUAACCUUCAGGUAUGUUCUACCCACGAGGUUACAGAGAGCAAAUACAGUGAUAUUAUUAAUGUAACCAUCAGGUAUGUUCUACCCACGAGGUUACAAAGAGAAAGUGCAAUCAUUAUUAUUAACGUAACCUUCAGGUAUGUUCUACCUACGAGAUUACAGAGAGCAAAUGCAGUGAGUAUUAUUAUAAAUGUAACCAUGUAUCAGGUAUGUUCUACCCACGAGGUUACAAAGAGAAAAUGCAAUGAUUACUAUUAACGUAACCUUCAGGUAUGUUCUACCCACGAGGUUACAGAGAGCAAAUUCAGUGAUUAUUAUUAAUGUAACCAUCAGGAAUGUUCUACCCACGAUGUUACAGAGAGCAAACGCAGUGAUUAUAUUAAUAUAACUAUCAGGUAUGUUCUACCCACGAGGUUACAGAGAGCAUGCAAAUGCAGUAACAAUUAUUAGAUUUUAGUGCAACUAUCAGGUUGAGUUCCUCCAUUAAAAGAGUUUCUUGCUAGGGUUAAACAAGUUUGGCUUUCAUGAGUUUCAAGGUGCAAGAAAUUAUCAGUAUAAUUAUAACACACAAACAUUGUCAUCUAAUUUUUUGCACGAAGCCGAAAUAAGCCAAGAAAUGAAGCAUAUAUAACGAAAAAUCGUUCUCAGAUGAUCUCCAUAUUAAGUAAAUUAUACUAAACGUUGCGAAAGAAAUUAUUGUUUGUAUCCGUCUUAUCCAUCGUAAAAGCGAGGGGCCAUCGCAUGUCAUGCGGUAUAUUAAACAGAGGUAAUACUCACGGGUUUCACGAGUUGUAUGCAAUAUUUUGUGCCGAGAAACAAAUUUAAUUAAAACUUCAAUUCUUACCUUACAGUAGUCCGUUCUUUUACCUUGCAUUCGACAAAAAUCUGUUAAAGGCAAACAAAGCGAUUCUGGCACUCUUCUUUAUGAUGAGUAGCAAGCCGCAGGAACUUAAGCCGCUUGACUGACGUAAAAUCCACCGAUAUGCACGGCAUUCUCAGUACUAAUAUAAACAAACGUCGGAGGAAAAAAAGACGAGGAGGAAAAAAUGCCAGAUCUUCGCCUCGGCAAUGUAUUCCAGCUACCAUGCCGACGUAUCUCCAGAAGGUGGACUCGAAGUGGGACAAACCUUGUGAUUUUUUUUUAGAAGCCCUUUGCGCGCAAACUAAUUUAUUCUGGCGCGAAAUGAAGAUUAACAAUAUGUAUACUGAAAUCUAAUCCACGACAAGAAGAUUUUUACACUGUAGCGCGACAUAUUGAAUGCCUAUUUUUACAAGUACGCGGAGAAAGUGGUCCACUAGUUUAACUUUUUUAAGAUGAAUUUACUCCACAAAAGCAAAAUGAAAUGUUUUAUCUCUCUGUUGUUUACGUGCCUGAUUAGAAGGCAGAAGUAAAUUCAUCAUACAGACCCCAUCAAAAUGAAAGUACACGAAUGAAACGGAAUAAGUCUGGGACGGUUUAGUUUCUACUCAGCAGCGUCUUUGCUUUUAUAACAAAAAUUUAAUGUUGCAGUCUGUUUUAAACGUUGGCAUAUCAACGCGCACAGUCACUGAAUGAAAACAACAGUCACGAUCACGUUCUUUGAAACCGACCAGACGCGCGCGACCUACCACUGUUAUGGCAAGCAAUUAUCCUGAAGGUGUUAAUGUUCCCGUGACAAUCUUUGCACUGAAGGUGUAAAUGGUAAACCGAACGGUCGCUUUGAUCAUCAGAAAGACCUGUCAACUUUGAUGAUUUAACUGAUUAAAUUACGGGACAAAAAUUUUACUGCUUGCGGCUCCUCGUGGUAUGAUGGGCAAUGUGAAAAUGGUGAAUUCUUUGCAUUCUUUAUUCGAUUUUGCAUACCCACUUAUAAUAUGAUCAGUAUGAUUUCACUCAUGUUACAAAUCGCCAUUUCGUUCUCACUUUGGGGUAAAACGCCCAGAUAUGUACAAGCCCUGUAAUUACAGCGCGACUACUGUAACCGGGGCCACUUAGAGAAAGUUGACCAAUCGGAUUAUAGCGGAGCUCCAUGGCUAGUUAGAUCUACCCAUCCUAGACAAUUUGGUAAUCACGUGACCGUACACCGAUCGACCGGGCGCCCGUCUAUCUGCACCACAGGCAUACCAAUGUAUAAAAUAACUCAAUCAACAGGUAUGGCAACCGAAAUGCAACUCAAGGUAAUUUUGGCUGGAAAUCGCAUAACCACCGGCGUCUUGUAAAGCAGAGACAACUAAAGAGUCAAUAAAGACGAAAACAGAAAGUGGAGAUUGUUUCUGUAUCCGUGGUGUCUAAAGUAUUCGGUUUAACAGAUUAAUUGUCUUGUCCACAAAUUUGGAAUAUAGAGCAAGAGAAAGACAGAGAAAAAGAGAAAGUAGGCGGCAGGCCAGCGAAGCUCAAUGAGAAGAAAAACAAAGCAGACAUUUUUUUGUUGGAAGAACAACAUGAAAACUUUGUAGCGGCGGUAACAAAAUGAGAAAUGCUAGCGGCCACUAAUGCAAAGUGAAAAUGAGCGGCAGUGAAAAAAAAGUGAAUGAGAACACGUUCGACAUUUCCUCCAAAAAAAAGUGUAACAAAGAAGUUUCUGGAAGUUUAACAUUGUAGUCGUGCAAAACAACGGCAAAGAAAUGUACAAAAAAGUGUGCUGUCCGUGCAAAGUGACUUUUUUGCUAAUUAGACCUAUUGUUGUUUUUCACCGUUCUACGGCGUUGCCUUCGCCGCUUGCCAUUACAUGAUUCUAUAUUUUGUUUGGACAAACUUUAAAUAUAAUCAAGGGCUUCCCUUUUAACCCUGGCUAAACCUAUAUAUUAUGGAAAACAACAAUUUAUUGCGGGAAAGUUGGUUGUGGGACAAUCACCAGCUGGUAAAAAAAAAACAACAACAACAAGUUACUCGAAACAAAACAAUGAUAGCUAUAAUUAUUUACUUCUAUAGCACUAUAUCGAUGAAAAUAAUUAGCACUUAAUGAAUGAAGCUGAGUAGGAUAUGAAGAAUUAAGCAGAUCGAGGAGGGUGUUAUCCACAGAGGCCGAAGGCUGAGGUGGAUAACACCCUCCGAGAUCUCCAUAAUUCUUCACAUCCUACGAAAGCCGAAUUCAUUAAUUGCUUUAUUAUUCAUUAAAAAUAAUUCCCAGUUUAAAAACAUAGCUAAAACGUGCUAACCUGCAUCGAUCUUAAGUUUAUCUUCGAUAGUGUACGUUUAGGUUUGUCCAGCUCCGCAAGUAUUCUCCAGAUAGCAGAUGUCGCCUCCGUGUUGUCGUCUUGCUGUUUUUGCUAUGUUUUUAGCCAUUAUUUCGCCUAGUUCCAGCUGUAGUUCUUACUCUUGAAACGAGUGAAGUGUCCGCCAUUUUCUUUCACAACGAAAACAACUCAACCUCGUCCCCAGGUCUUCUCGGUUAACGGUGCAUUAACCUGUAGAAGGCUGCAUUUUUGACGUCAUUUCCUCGUUAAACACAAAAUUCUUCCAAAUUUGGUCAUCAGUAACUGGUUAUGGUGAAUUAUGCGUGUGCUUUUAGCCAAUCAGAAUUGGAGAAAUAUUUUGAAUGGAUAAUAAUGCCCUAUAUAGUGCUCAAGUUGACACAGAUAAAACCUGCCUUACAAUAUACAAUAGCUUACAAAUAGACUCUAUCUAAGUGUUAAAAAGGCUACAAAGAACAAAAUUUACAACUGUUUUGAAAUAAUUAAAAAUUUAAAUCUAGAAAAGGCGAAUAAAUAACGGAUGCGUGGUAGACUACCAGCUGGCAGGCAGAAAAGAGGUUUUUCAAUGUGCUCUUUCUGAGUAUGUGGGUCUGGUGUUGUUUAACCCAUAAAAAACCGGCUUGUACCCAUCCCUUCUCGAUUUGAAAUAAGGAAAUGGCAGAAAUUUAUCUCCAGAGACAAAGAUCACUUUAUUAAUUUUAAUUUGUUCAUUUUUCUUUAGCUUUACAUUGCCCUGAUGAUUGGAUUGAGUUUCAACGUUCUUGCUACAAGGUGAUGGAAAAAAAAGAAAAUUCCAAGAUAUUCGGCGGUUGGUUAAAAGCGUCGCGCGUGUGUUUGGGGUUUGAAGGUUAUCUCGUUAGCAUGAUAAGUGAAAAGGAAAAGCAAUUUGUUCAUAAACUGUUGUCUCCGAGGUUAAAAAACCAAUCUGCUUGGAUUGGGUUGGUUCAUCGGCUUCCGAAGGAUAUAUAUUCAUGGAACGAUGGAAGUUCUUUUAAUCCUUCUUUAUCCGUCAACUGGUAUGGAAACACAACAAGUAAGCUUAAUGGGAAUGGGACCAAAUGUGUAGAACUACUGAGAUAUGGCUGGAACCUUACUGAAUGUUGCAAGGAAACCGACUACUACAUCUGUGAAAGACCGAAAGGUGAAUAGCUUCUAAAUACGCAAAGAAAGUAACCAGGCUUAUACAAGGGACAACAAUGCCCAUGGAGAAAUGUUUGCCAGAAGGAUCUGAUAAAGCAAAAGUAAUAGGCCAUUUGCUCUAAGAGGUCAUGUGACAUCGUUUUAUGAAAAUGAAAGUUAUAUGAUUCGGUUUUCGAAAAACGAUUAGUGGGUCAUAUCUUAAACAAAAUAAUAGUGAUUUGGUUUUUCAAACCCGCACCAUUUUCUUAAAAUAAGUAAGUUCGUAGCUAGUCACGUGACCAAAAUGUGAUUUUUAAAAUUAUGAAUUACCCCUUUCUGAGCACAAAUUUUGCACUUAAAAUUCAAGGAAAAUGUUGAAAAAAUGUUGUGGUAACGUUUGCAGCACAUCUUAGCCCGGAUAUAAGCAAAAAGCAGUUUUGGCCGCCAUGUUGGAGGGCAAGAGUAUACCCUCCAACAUGGCGGCCAUUACAAAUCAUACCACUUUGUCGAAAAAUCAAAGUAACAUCAAGUAUCUCCCUUAAAUGCGUUUCAUCUCAAACUUCGGGUUUAAGAUAAUUUUUAUGUGCUUUGUCAAUUUUUGGCAUCAGCAAGAUUCCAACUCAUUGUUUAGAAAAAGCAUUGGUCACGUGACCUCUUAGUGCAAGUGGCCUAUUGCUCCUUUACAAUAAUGAAUUCGUUGAUGCUUGCAAAAAUCCGUAUUAACGCAACUUUUGUAAAGUUUCAGUUGACUAAGCAAAUUUCGCGUUCAUAUGCCUUUGCAAUGAUUCAAUACUUCAUCCAAUUUUCAGCGAAUGCGAAGCACUUUUCUACCGUGCUGGACAAAAACGUUUCAACAUGUUCGCUUAGAGCCUGAGCUAUAGCUCUGAUUGCCUGAAUUUCGGCCGUCUUCUCGAGUUGCAAACUCCCGAAAGAGAUCCUUCUCCCUGUGUCGAACCCUGCUGCCUCUCUCCUCCGUAGAGGCUCCCGCUGAGUAUCCCUAUAAAAAUAGCAAUAAUCGAAAAAAAAAAGAGAAAGCGCGCGGUGUACGAUGGAAUGGAUGCGCGCUCUCUUUUCCUUUCUUACAAGCCUUUCCACCACUCAAAGUGGCUUCUGCGGAGGAGAGAGGCCUGCCGCCGAGGGAGACGUGAGAAAACGACUGAAAUUCAUGCAGGCUCUGACGCCAGUUGUUCAAAAAUAAACUAACCCUACCCCUUGGAUAAUUCUCUAUCCGAUGGACAGUGUGACUGGUUGACUAAUCGACCGCAUAGUUACAGAUUUUAUUAGGAACAUGCUGAUAAGGAUCUAUGAGAAAGAUGUUUUUUCAUUCGUAACAAAGGCGGCUCGAAAGAAAAAAAUCUGAGUACUCCAAAAUGCAGUAGAACCUAUGAGCUUCUGGUUGCUAGUACAGAUGCUCUACGACUGAGCUACCGGAUACUCGUGAGUGCUAAGGCCACUAAACUAGGGUCAUGUGGCAAACCAGGGGCACUCAAGAAUGUUUUAGUCUGCAAAAUAUCUCCUUCGGAGAAGCAAAUAUUGGCUACAAUUUUCUGUCACGUGGGGACGGCUAAAAAUUUCUAGAUGAACGUUCCAUUCAUGUACAACUUUCGAAGCUUGUCCAAUAAAUUCCCUACGAUUUUCUGACGUUAAAUUUUCACAUUUCACUCCCCAGGCUAGGCUAUUUUUCGUAGAAAAAAGAAAACCUACAAUUUUCGGAUCCAAAAUACGUUAAAUCGCUUUUCAAAUUUUCCGGGAAAAUAAUGUACUGAAGCCCUUAUACUGUUCGAAAGAUUCACGUUCCCCUGGGAUGAUCGAACAGAUAAAAAUUUUAUAGCGCCGCUUAGAAUGCACUUAUAAAGGUCUAAAAGUGCUCUGGAUAGCCAACAAGUAUCGUCAAUGUGUUUAGGAGGAAACCGUCGUUGGGUGUCCCUGACAAACAUUCUGCAUACUUCAAGGACUGUAAUCUAGAUAUGUGCUUAUAGGCAAUGAUGGAGAUGUGACGGUGAAUUUUAAGCCUGGUGAAUUCAUGAGAAAGAUAUUUUUCAGUCACUAGGAGACACAGGCGGCUCUAAAUAUUAAACGACAUUCAUUUGAAACCGUUAUAUUUAAUUUUUCCUAUCCAUUAGGUCCAUUGAGUUGCCCUGAUCAUAAUGAAGGACACCUGAAUGGAUUAUCUUGCUACUAUAAGCACAGGACUUCAAAAACAUGGGAAAACGCAAAAGAGGACUGCACUGCUUCUGGAAGCAAUUUGGUGAAAAUAAAUGGUACUAACGAAAAUGACACGGGAUUCCUGACCCGCCUGUUGGACACUAUUAAUUUCAAAGAGGUAGCUGAAUUAAGUAAGCUUGACCAAAAAACAGGUAGCACCUUGAAACAUAUAUGGAUAUAAAAAAUGUAGUAUUUGUCAAUUACUGAAAAAAGCUGAGUAUGAUAAUAACAAUUAUGUAGAUCGAGGAGGGCUAUGACCCUGAUUGAAUUGGUUGGUUUUUCCUAUAUUUCGCAAAUAUGGUAGGCUUCUGCUGAUUAUGAGAAAAUACACGGAAAAUUGAUCAGCCAAUCAUAAAUGGUGAAAUAUUUUGUAGAGGUACUAAAUGCCUCUAAAUCUUUACCUGUUAACAUACCCUACUGAGAACGCAUGCACGCAGAGGGUAGAGGGACGCCUUACGACACGUUACAAACAAUCACAGACUAACUAGCAUGAAUGUGGACUCAACCGCUGUUCAGUGAUAGAAACAGGUCCUAGACAAGCUUCACAUGAUGUUGCAGGACUGCUCAUCGCUGUUAUCAGGCCCCUAUUUUUUCAAAAGUUGCUUAGUGUUUAGUUAUUCACCUUUUGAAAAAUUAGAGCCAGCCAGAGGACAAUGAAACGUCGGUGGCUCAGGCGAAAGAAACGGAAAGAACUAUAGUUAGUACAUUAUCAUCAUGAUCAUUAUCAUCAUCAUUAGUAUUACUGAUAUCAUUCGUUAGUUGCUGUUUUUCUUUUUUAUUUUAAAGGACAUUUGGAUCGACCAAGGAACCAACUCUGAAUCGUGUUUCAGAAUCUCGAAGACAGAUAAUGGAAAGACAGGCGGUGAUUGUGGCCAAACGCAUGCUUAUCUUUGUGAAAAGCCCGUCCCAGGUGUGAUUUCAUUAUGGUGGCACACUUCCAUUUGAAGGCUACGAAGUAGCUUUAAUUUAAAACAAAUGAGGAAAGUGUGGUCUUCUUAUCAUUAUUUUUAUAUAAACUUUCAUCGCGGCUUUUUACGCCGGUAAAAAACCGCACAAAACCAAAAAGUAUCUCAGACCCUGCUCGGAUAAAAAGAAGAAAAAACUUUUCUGUUGCCUAUGUUAAUUAUUAUGAAAAUUCCUUUACAAACAAUCAGUAACCUUGGUAUCCGAGGGUACUUUCUAAAAUGGCCUAUCUGGGGAGGCUCCGCCAGAAAGGAGUGCCUUUUUCAGGCUUCAGGUGUAUUAAAGGGUAGGGGUUACUCUUGUUAAAGUAUAUAAAACGUUCGGGAAAUCUGUCAUUGCGGUCCCAGGCGCAUUUUAUGGCUGUGAAAAACACAAGAAAACUGUCUGGUUUAGCGACUUGUUCAUAGCUUAAAGGCGGUACAUUUACAGCAGUUAAGAAAGAUGCAGUUUUCUAAAUUGGUAUGUAAAAGGGGUGCCAUUUGUCAAUUAAAGAUAUGCGAAAGGGGUCUCUUUUUUUGCCAAAAAUUGGUAUAUAAAAGGGUAAGGGGUUGGACCUCAGGUCAUAGCUUCCCCGUAUAAAAUUUUGUUAUGUACUUUCCCCUCUCCUCCCCAGGCCUUGGUAGUGUGUUAACGUCUUUAGCCCAGAAUUAAAAACGUUGCUUUUUCCUUUAGCGAAAGUUUGUUAUUAUCAGUGCCGAGGGCAAAUGUCAUCUGUUCCUACCGAAGUCAAUUGCUCAUUUCCAGAAAGUCUCUGUUUUAAGUACAGUAAUAAGAGCGUGAAAGAUGGACAAUUCACCGCACAAGGGUGUAUAUCAGCUGAACUAUGCAGAAAACUUGACAACCAAAAAGGCUUGGAAUGUUGCCAUGGUGAUUUGUGUAAUACAGGUGAGGCGAGAAAGAUAUCAAAAUUGAAGCCCUAAUUACAGUUUGGAUGCUGCUGUGCUCAAUACAUGGAACCCUAUUCAGUUUGGCCUUGCGUUCGGUUGUUCUAGAACCGACUGGCAACAAUAAUGUUCAUAAUAAAGUUCAAAGCGCACUCUCGUUGGUUGAAAAAGCGUGCUUUAUGAGAACCUAAAACCAGGAGCUAAGGCUGUCACGCCCUGCCAAUAUAGUUUGUUUUACGUCUCGUGUUCCCCCUACACUUCUUUUGUGCCGCUUCCUGAGUGCUCCAGUACAACAGAACAAAGCACAAUCAAAGCUUCUUUAUUUGUUCAGUGCAGUGACGGAAGAUUUUAAAUUGUUUUUGGCAAAUAAGCAGUGUAUCAAUCAAAUAAAAAAAUUUCUAUCAUUAGAGAAAUUAAGAGACGUGAUGAUGUGAUAUGACACAUAGGUUACGUCAUUCCUCUGAUUAAUGGCCGAGUCAUCGUCUUGAUGACUUUCAUCGUGUUUAGAAAAGUUUGAAAGCAGGACUAAAUUGAUUCAAAAUCAACAGAUAGAUACCAAAAUGAUUGAAAUUUGCUAAAGUGAUCACCAGGGAAAUAUUACACUGAUUUUCACUAUAUAGUUUUCCGUAUUUAUUUAUUUUAUCAUAUUUAUGAAUGAUCUGCGACAUAAAAAAAGCUCUUAAAAUGAACAUAAAAAGUCCCCAAAUGUUAUCCUUUCUUAAAGGGAAAUAACAUAAAUUUAUCAUUAAAAGUGACUAGGGUUAGUGAUUUCGGCGCAAAUUUCUCGGUCUAAUUGUUCGAAAUUGUUGUUUUUCUCCGUUUCAGCAAUAUCCUGCUAUCGAUGUGAAAACAGUUCAUCUCUUGAUGAAUGCCAAGAAAAUCAAGUCGACGUAGAUUGCCCCAUACCUGUUCACUACUGCGCAAAAAUCAAGUAUGAAUCGAGAGAGGGCAAGAUACAAACGACUUAUCGCAAGGGAUGCGUUACCAAAGACCAGUGUAAUGCGACCAGUAGAAAGAUUGUAGAUUGCUGCGAAGGCGACAAGUGUAAUACAGGUAAGAAAAAAUUAUUUUUUAUCUUACAAAGUAGCAUACUUUUCAAUCUCGUUCUUAGGGACUUCUUGUUUUCAAAUGGCGGCGGCAUAUUGGAAAACAAGAAGACCCUUGAGCGAGGUUUUCAUAGUUUGAGUCUUGUUUAA
Porites lobata is the source of this 11459-nucleotide messenger RNA. Lineage: Eukaryota; Metazoa; Cnidaria; Anthozoa; Scleractinia; Poritidae. The record is from the annotation of a GenBank genome assembly.